AUCAGAGUAGUAAACAGAUGGGCAGACAAUUAAUAAAUUAACCCGACAGAUGACAAUGAGACACAAUAACAAGCAUAACUGCGAUCAUUCUCUGUUACUAUGUGCCACAUUCACACAUAAAUAAUGAGCCAGAGGUGACCAUAUCUGUUGGACAAUCCUCCUCUCUCUCUCUCUCUCUCUCUCUCUACAUAUAUAUAUUUGAUUUUUUUCUCUAACUCCUUUACUUGCUCGCUCCCGUUUACCCCUGCGAGUUCCUCAUCCAAACCUCAAUCACGUAUGAUUGCGUAGAGAACGAGAGAGAGAGAGAGAGAGAGAGAGAGAGAGGGAGGGGAUAUCACACCCCAUUCACUGGCUCAGUGUCAGUGUGAAAGAGGCAGCACUAGUCUCGAUUUUACAACAUUCCCUUAGACGGCUUCGCCGGGAUUCGCAGUGUUCUCGCUGUGCUAGACACCUGACAUUUAAAUUGCAAUUCGUUUUGAACAAAAUAAGACAUUUCGACGUGAAGAGCAAUGCAAUGAACUCUACUAGAAGAACUAUGAAGAGCUGUAAAAUAAUUUGGACAGCCCAGAUGUUCCGUGAAGUUGUGUGCGCACCACUCAUAUACGCCAAUAGAGCCUGAGAACGCGCGUUCUUGUGUCAUGGGCUCCAUUUGUUAUGAAGAUUCAUGCCAAAAAAUCUGGAGUGAACUAGACAUGUUGAUCAUGUAGCAGUCGCUUGAAAGAGGAACUACGCGUCUGCUGUCUUCGGCACCUGGAAUACCUGCGUGACAGAUUACCCAUGUUCACAUAGGACGUUUUUUAAUUGUUGUUUUUUUAAUUUCAUUGUUAUUAUUAUUGCUUUUUUGCUUCUAAGACGGAGAACGGAAAAUAUGCUUUAUGUAAUCGUGUGUGAAACUCACAGCCGUCUGGGUAGAUCGUCUGAGAAGGGGAUGAGAUUUCAGUCCUAAUUCACAGGAUCCUCUGGAUUUUUCGCAAGGAAUUGAAAUGAGAUCUGGCUAAUUUCGCGCAGACAAUCCAGUCUUGUUUAUUUAUUAUUCCCAGUUAUUGCGUUAACAGCUGCAACCGUCGAACAGCUCGUUUAACUGAAUAGGCUACUCGAGAUGGCCGCGAUCGCCAGUUCUCUGAUCCGACAAAAACGCCAGGCGCGGGAAUCCAACAGCGAUCGGGUAUCUGCCUCCAAACGCCGCCCCAGUCCCAGCAAAGACCCCCGCUCUCUCUGCGAGCGACAUUUCCUGGGGGUCUUCAGUAAAGUCCGCUUCUGCAGCGGCAAGAAAAGACCUGUUCGCCGGCGACCAGAUGCACCCUCGAAACCUCCACAGGUGUCCCGUAAGGGCGUCAGGCUAGAGCCGCAGCUGAAAGGCAUUGUGACACGACUGUUCAGCCAGCAGGGUUUUUACCUGCAGAUGCAGCCAGACGGAACCAUCGAUGGCAUCAAGGAUGAGAACAGCGACUACACUCUUUUCAAUCUCAUCCCCGUCGGCUUAAGGGUGGUGGCCAUUCAGGGAGUCAAAGCAGGUUUCUACAUCGGCAUGAAUGCGGAGGGCUUCCUCUACAGCUCAGAGAUGUUCACACCUGAAUGUAAAUUCAAGGAGUCCGUGUUUGAGAACUAUUACGUUAUCUACUCAUCCACCAUGUACCGUCAACAGGAGUCGGGUCGAGCCUGGUUCCUGGGCCUCACCAAGGAGGGUCAGGUCAUGAAAGGCAACCGUGUGAAGAAAACCAAACCCUCUUCACACUUUGUACCAAGACCAAUUGAAGUUUGCAUGUACAGAGAGCCUUCACUGCAUGAGAUUGAAGAGAAGCAACGGUCCAGGAAAAGCUCAGGAACCCCAACAAUGAACGGAGGCAAAGUGGUCAACCAGGACUCUACAUAGCAGGGCCCAAACGCAGGAGGCUACUGCGAAAGAGUAACCCCUUCCCCUUGCCCUCGCGCCUCCAACCACUGGAAUAGUACAACACGCUACAAUAAGAUAACAAACUGAACUCUUGCCUGAGAAAACCUUUAGAAGAACACAGAGGGGGGGGAAGUGAAAUAAGAGAAAUAAAUGUUACCGUUCCAAUAAGGAGCUGAACUCACAUUUUAUGCAAAAAAGGUCAAUGGACAGUCAUUUGAUUUUCAAAAAUAUUAAUAUUAUUUGGGGUUCAUGUUGUGAGAAACGAGCUUUAAAACAUUCUUAUGUUUUCAUUUUCAUGUGAAUGCUCUAGCACCUAUUUAUCAAAUUGGGAAUGUUUCUCUUUUCGCUCAAUGUCAUUAUUCCUGUUUGUGAAUAUUAUGCAGAUUUUACCAAGUGUUUUGGCCUAUUUUAUUUUAUUUUUUGGUAUUACCUGAGAGGUAAAGGUAAAUGCACUUUGUGAAUCUAAAUUAUUGAAAUAUCAGGAGGGUGAAUCUAGAAUGUAUGCUCAGAUAUUGUAGAAGCUUUUUGGAUCUUAGAGCAUUCCACUGCUUAUUCAUUUUGGUAUGAGGUAAUAUCCAUUUUAACACUUCUUCAAAAAUCUUGCCCGCCUUGAUGCACAUAUGUCCAGCACAAGUACACUGUAUGUGUGUAUGUUCAACACCUCCAAACUGCAUCUUGGUUUCAGUUGGAGUGUGACACUCUUUGUUACAAUGAACAAAGGAUAAUAAGUAGAUGAUUCCCUGUGAAUUAUCCACAAAUUCCCUUGCACUCAAGCAAACUUACAAAAUCUAACAAACAACUCAGGAUUCCUUAGUCCUAAAAGUGUGAUGCUGACACCAACCCUGUCCAGUUAAAAGCACAAAGAAGGCCAGUUGUGUUGCCCCUGUACAGGGUUUCCAGGAAGUUGGCCUGGACAGGGUGGGUGGAUUGUGGACUAGGUGGAGUCUAGCAUUCAUAAGUCUUCCAAUAAAAAUGCCAUGUGAGCUGUGCCCAAGUAUGCAGCAAUGAGGUGCAACAAAACAAAGAGACUUUAAAUGCAUAAGUCAUCAGAAAGUGUGUUUGUAGUUAACUGAGGAAUGAUCAAAUGAAUAACACGUGUACAAAGACUGUAAAAACAGGCACGCAAUGCAAAGACUGUCCAGAUAAACUGGGUUUCCGGAAAAGAAAACACUGUAAUGUGAGUGUUUCCUUUUGCUCUGUACAAACAAAACUCUUUAUUUUUCAUGUUUGCAGAUGUUUUCACCUUAAAGAAAUACAAUCAUAUAUGCAUUAUGAAUAAUAAGAUAUAAAAAAUAUGCAUUGAUAUUAUAAACAGAAUGAAAUUAGGAUUAAGAAUAAAAGUAUGAUACUUAAAGCUUUAAUCCCUGUGUGCAUAGCUUAUUUUCCAAGUAUUCCCAUGAGCAAUUUUACUAUUAUAUACAGUAAUUGCAAACUUGCAGAAAUAAGAAAUUAAAUCUUUUAAGCAUUGGAUUACUAAUGACAGUCCCCACAGGGUUCAUUGUCACAAAAUAGACACGCUUAACUUCAAAAUUUGACUGUCAACUUCAGGAGGUCAAACUAAUACAAAACUAGGUAAAACUAAUACUACUGGACAUGGUCCUUCUUUGGUGUCACUGUUAGAGAGACAAAAUUGUUCUUAGGUAACAUUAAUUAGGUAAUAACUAAAAUAUUGUUCUUACUACAAUUAAUUACAAAUUAACAAUAUGCAUUAACAGAAUAUGUCUAUAAUUAUUGUUGGAUAUAGUCGAGAAGAUGAACUAUUAUUUCUGGUACAUUUCAUAAAGAAUUGAUAUAAACAAGACCCAGAUUUGUGCCUCAAUACUAAACAGUAAUGGGAAACCAAUUUGUAGGAGAUGCCAAAUAUAUACACAUGAAACGGUGAAUGAAAAGUAUGAAGAAGAAAAAAAGAAAAAUUCUAAAUGAUAAAUGUUUAACUCUGCUAUGACAACAUCAAAUGACUGAUCUCAACUGCCUCUGAGGCGAGUCAGAGAUAUAAAUAAUUUUGUACAACUUUUAAUGUGGCAUUGCAUCUCUACACAAAAUUUGGUGGCGGCACAGAGUCUCCUCAGGGCAUUCUUAAUGCCUUGUUUUUAAAAGUCUAUGCAAAAUUCAAAUGACUGAAAAAUGUUUUAUCCCAGGUUUAGGUAAUUCCAGUGAUAUAAUCCUGAAAGUUAAAGCACUCAAGCAGCAAUCUAACUUGACAUUUUAGAAUUGCACUUCUCUGCCCUUAAUUCUCCUUGUUGUCAUGGAAACAGACUUUCCCUACUGUCUGAAAGGAGAAAGAAGAAGAGGAGAUGGAGGGGGAGGAGGGCUGCUUUCAGGCAAAUUAUCUGUUCUUUUCUUUUUGUGGCAAAGAGAUUGAGAUUGUGUUUGUGAUUGUUUCUCUCCUUCUCUUUUCAAAGUCACACUAUGUACAUAUGGACACCCAAUGGAAGUGAUAUACAAUUACAAAUAUCUGAGAAGAAUGACAGCAUCUCUGUGUGUGUGUGUGUGUGUGUGUGUGUGUGUGUGUGUGUGUGCUUCCGUGUGAAAGAAAUGGAGAGAAACAUCUUAAUUUGGCCUUCACGUACAACAAAAAUUAAACCGUCUGUUCAAAGACAUUUAUAUCAGUACCAAACACUUCAUUUAAUUUAUCUCUCUGUUACCUUUUUUUUUAUUUAGUCCUGUAUGCUCCUUACAGGAAUUUGGAAACAGUCUAUAAAGCUUUGACAUUUUUGAUCCAUGAUACUUGUGUUACAUAACUGUAAAGCCAUGCUGAGCCAAGUUGAACUGAUUCUGUCAGUGCCAUAGUAACACAUAGGAUCCUGUGUACCCUAAAGCCCACUGACUUGUGUAAAAAACUCCUGCCUGCUUGCCUGCCUGCAAAUCCCCUCUUUUCUUAACAGAAUAUUGACUUGAUAAAUCUACAGCUGUAAACAUUUUUUCAUCGCUCUGUUAUUCCAUUAUUCUAUAUUUUCAAUUUUGCUCUCAUCUACACUGAUUCUAUUGUUUGAUUAGAGAUCUUCAUCUUAAGGGAUUGCCUGGUUUUGUUUAUUCUCUUCCUUCCUCUCUCGGGAGGGACAAGAACGCUCUUACAGACUUGGAACAUCAAGGUCAUCAUUAUGAAAUAAUUGGUCUCCUUUCAAUUAAUGUGACUGGCCUGCUCUCUUAGAUCUUCAAUGCUACAAAACAUCAAAGAUUAUGUUGGAUUAUGUUUUUCAAUGAUAAAGCUAUAAGAAAAAGUUAGGGAGAAUUCAUUAGAAAUAACGUCAGAUGAAAAACAUUUCAUGGCAUUAAUUUGUGCUAUAGCUUUGUUGUAACAGCAAGUCAGGGAAACGGGAAGCCAGAUCUAAUUGCAGCUUUAAAUUUUAAUGAACAAAAACUAAGUAAUAAUUCACAGGUAAGAAACACAACAGCUUCAUAACAACAAAGACAACACUGAACAAAAAUAGUCUGAAUUGAUGGCUUAAAUACACAUGAUACUAAUGAAAAGUGCACAAGGAAAUCAGUAACCAUGGAAACAAAUAAGCAAUAUGAAGUAAGGAAAACAAAACAGAGAAAACCAGGUAAAACUAAUCAAAAGUCCAUAGAAACUAAAACAAAACUGAACAGAGCCAGUGCAUUUGUAUUAUGCAGAGCUGCAAUGUUUUACUCCAUCCACACACACAAAAGAAAAUAACACAAACAACUACAAACAUAUAUACACUCACAUGUCAAGACCCCUAAUAUUCAUAAUGACAGCAUUAGCUAUGCAAAUCUGCUGCAGUUCAGUUGCCAGUUGUUAAAUGCUUGAAUCUCACAUAAAUGUAUCCCUCAUCUCACUGCACCAAGAGAAUGUGCAACAUUCAAAAGCAAAGAGCAAAGCAAGCUGAUGCAUUACCUGUUCUAUAAGGACAAAGACUGUGCCCUUCCUAAUAGGUUGGGGGGUAUUUACUGUAAGGUGUGUUCUUUAUUUUGGUUCAUGCACGCAUUUUUGACCUAACAGUAAGUCUUGCCAUGUGAGCUUAUUUUCUCUGAUAGAAAGACUAAUGAAGAAACUGUAAAACUGUUUGUCUAAUGCAAUAAACUGCGAAACAGUGGAGUGACUGAAACCUUCAAUAAACCAAACACUGUCUGUGGAGUAGGACUAAUUUAGAUUUAUCUCCACUGCUAUAAUAAUAAAUGUGGUAACAAUGAAGUAAAGUUUAUUAACAUUAGUUAACACAUUAGUUAUCAUGACCUAACAAUGAACAAUGAUUUCACAGUUUUUGUUUGUUUUCUAGAUUUUAUAUUAGUUUCUAUAUAUAUGUGUAUUUUUAUUUAGUAAGUUAAAAAUACAUAAUUUUAUUCAUUAUGAACAAACAUGAAACAUUUUAGUAAAGUAUUAAUUUAGAAUAAUAAAUGCUGCAAGUAAUAUUGUUCCUUGUAUUAAAGUGUGAUU
Messenger RNA from Onychostoma macrolepis, 6293 nucleotides. RefSeq names its product fibroblast growth factor 12a (gene fgf12a). The transcript has 6 exons. The record is from RefSeq and is a predicted model, not a curated record. NCBI's taxonomy places the organism in Eukaryota, Metazoa, Chordata, Actinopteri, Cypriniformes, Cyprinidae. Gene Ontology annotation, molecular function: growth factor activity; fibroblast growth factor receptor binding. Gene Ontology annotation, cellular component: cytoplasm. Gene Ontology annotation, biological process: positive regulation of protein phosphorylation; animal organ morphogenesis; cell differentiation. Bases 1100 to 1873 code for a protein of 257 amino acids.